Marchantia polymorpha subsp. ruderalis is the source of this 1970-nucleotide messenger RNA. Lineage: Eukaryota; Viridiplantae; Streptophyta; Marchantiopsida; Marchantiales; Marchantiaceae. The record is from the annotation of a GenBank genome assembly.
UUCCCUCCCUUCUCCUCCUUGUUUUGUAGCCUGUCAGUCAUUCCUAGAUCGCACUUUUCACUUUCUCGAAGUCGGAGCUAGAGAGAAAUCUCGAAGAAUCUGCUAAUGAUUGCUUCUGAAGGCCUGCAGUUCAGUUAUAUCCAUCUGUAGGCCGCGUCUGAAACGUCUCAGACGUCUGAAAGCACAUCGCUGGAGAUCUGGUUUGGUCUUCAUCGUCAAGCUGAUUUGCGUUGUCCUCAGGUCGUCAGCUGAAUUGGUCCACAUAUCUUGAGCUUUGUGUUUGCUGCCGCGUUCUCAUCCUCGUCGAGUAUGGCGUCGAGCAAGUUUGUGGACCAAGUCGAUGUUCUCGGCGACAUCGUGAGGUCUUGGACACCUGAAAAUCGAGAGGAUGUGGAAGCGAAGCUUUUGGCAGAGUUGGAGGUCGAGACAAUGGUGGUGUUGCACGGAUCUGCCGACAGAGAGACCGGAGACGAUGACGACGGAGUUGCGGCCUUAGGAAGGGUGUUGCAGCAGCGCAGUUUCCCUCGAGUCAAAACUCUGGGCCUCGUUUACUGCCGGCUGAAACAAGAGCAAUCCGUGGCCGAGAUCGCCACGGCGAUCGGGGCAGGAAAUCUACCGAAUUUGGAAACUUUGAACUUCGGAAGCAAUUCCAAGAUAGGCGAUGCAGGUGCCAAGCUCCUGGCCGAGGCUCUGGGGUCGGCCAAGCUCCCCGGUCUGCACCGCCUGCAUCUGAUCGACAGCGGUGUCGGAGACGAGGGUUUGACAGCCUUGGCCAAUGCCCUGGGCACGGGCAAUACUCCCUCGCUGACGAGAUUGCACGUGGGCAGCGAGAACGAGGUGUUCCACAGCUCCGGAGCCAGCACUUUGGCGCAAGUCUUCGGAUCCGGGCACCUUCCAGCUCUGGAGGAUCUGAGCCUGCAAGGCUUGGUCGACGAGGAAGGAGUGGUGGCUCUUCUGAAGGCUCUGGAAUUGGGCAAGGUGGGAGAGUUCAAGAACUUGGACUUGAGCAAUUGCAAGUUCGGGCUGGAGGGAGCCAAGGCUCUUGCCGACGUGCUGCAAACACCGCAAUUCUCCACCCUGCGGCUGCUGGAUCUCCAAGGGAACCCGGCCAUCGACGAUGCAGCGAUUCUGGCUCUGUCCGCAGCGUUCAAGUCCAACAACCUGAGCAAUCUCCGCUGCCUGGGCCUGAAGAAGGUGUCGAUGAGCGGGGCGGGGCUGCUGGAGCUGGCCUCCGUGCUGGAAUCGGGCCACCUGCCCGGCCUCAUGGAGCUGUUCGCCGACGGUGCCGAGAACACGCCGGCCAGCGCCGAAGCCCUGGUCAGGGCGUACGAGAAGAACACAGCUCUGGUUGCUCUGAUCACCAUCGACUGGCCUACGACCCCCGAGGUGACGGCCGAGGACUGGCCCAGCGCCACUCUGCAGGGCAACGCCGACUUCUUCAAGAGGAGGAACAAGGACCGACAGAUCGCCAUGUCCAGGCAGUUCCGAGGCACGGUGGACAGUGAGGCGUCCGAGGAGAAUGCCCAAGACGCCAAGGAUGUCGAGACUCUGCCCGAGAAGAAGGAGACCUCGGAGUUGAAGCCUUGGAAGCGCGGCCUCUCGUUCGCCAGGCGGGAUGUCCCCGUGGAAAUCAAAGUCUGCAGUUAAAUCUCGCUAGAUUUAAAGUAUCGAUCAUUCAUCAUCCAUUCAUUCAUUCAGUCAGUUCGGUCGCAAUCUUUCAAAAAUGUGCCAGGCAUUAAAUUUAUGGGCAAUGUCAGUGUACUCAAGCAUCGACGAGGUCCUGACUGACACUCGAUCGAUCUUCUGAGUUUAGGAUGGAAUUGGGUGUCAGCAGGAACAAAUUUCCCACAUACUAUGUAUCGUACCUAGAAAUAUUAACUUCAGGACAGCACCGCCAAACACAAGCAUGCUGGUUGAUUCUUCGGUGCACCGGUAUAUGUAAAUAAAUCCUUACAUUUGAAGUUUUGGCG